AUGGAAAACAGACCUGCGCCUCACAUUGUCUCAGAACAGUCAGAAGAGGAGCGGCUUGCCCGCUUCCUAAAAUGUGCCAGCAUCGCAGACAAGCACGUUGACCAAGAGGCCGAGCUAGGAGAUGACAAUACCCUCGAUAUCACCGUUGAGUCGCACAUCUCCGCUCUUACAUUUCGCCACAUUGCUACCGCCACACCGAUGAUCGUUCUCGAAGCUGAAUUGCACCACUUUUGGCGCACCGCCAUCCUGGGCGCCAGCCACUGGAACCCGGAGAAUCGCAAGCAUGAUACGCUUAUCCGGCUGAUUCUGCAGGCCAGGGCCAGAGGAACGCUGACUAGGCCACUGUCGUCUGUUUCGGGUGGCCAAGAGCCUCUUUCCAGCAGCAAUCGUCGACACGUUCUUUUCUCAGACGGCAACAGCCUCUGGUCUGGUCUGCCCUUUCUAGGCACCGACUUGGUCCAAGUGUGGCUGGACCGGUUCUAUCAACUCGACUACGCAAAUCAUCAUAAUCAGCGUGUCAAUUUGUCUUGCUUUGUUGGACGCCUUCUCUCCGUGGGAAUAUACAAUGGUCCUGCAACAUGUCUCCUAUCCCUCUUCCGCGAGACACUAGAAACCGACAGAGCUUUGACAUCGGAUAAGGAAGUCUCCGUGAGCCACCUUAUCCACGCCCUUGCAGCUUUCAUACGGUACGCGAAAGAGAGUACCCUCAGCCUCAGCAACGGCUCCGAGGCCCCGGACGUAGGUACACUUCCACCGAGCGUGGCUAGUUUGGGCGAGCUCGCUCGUCAGUCGGGCACCAUCAAUGUUCCGGGAUUCAGCGUCGAGCGGUGGAAGUUUUGGAUGUCGAGGCUGGAGGAGCUUGUUAAUUGUGGAGAGGAAAGCGUGGCUACGGCUGCUGCAAACUGUCUCGGCUAUGUCGACUGUACUUCGUCCACCAUAUAUGGGCCGUUGGAGAACCACACUAUUGAUUGA
Molecule: messenger RNA, 972 nt
Organism: Cordyceps militaris CM01
Lineage: Eukaryota; Fungi; Ascomycota; Sordariomycetes; Hypocreales; Cordycipitaceae
Exons: 1
Coding region: 1-972 (323 amino acids)
Source: RefSeq, a predicted model, not a curated record